This is a messenger RNA of Erigeron canadensis, 594 nucleotides long. Its product is annotated as photosystem II 10 kDa polypeptide, chloroplastic. The transcript has 5 exons. Gene Ontology annotation, cellular component: photosystem II; photosystem II oxygen evolving complex; thylakoid membrane. NCBI's taxonomy places the organism in Eukaryota, Viridiplantae, Streptophyta, Magnoliopsida, Asterales, Asteraceae. Bases 59 to 469 code for a protein of 136 amino acids. Gene Ontology annotation, biological process: photosynthesis. The record is from RefSeq and is a predicted model, not a curated record.
UUUAUUGUUUAGCAGUAUAACAAUUAGAAAAAAAAAAAGAAAAAAAAAGAAAAAGAUAAUGGCAGCCACAAUCAUGUCCUCAGUAACACUAAAGCCUGCUUCAUUCAACAUUCAGACACCAGCAAAAGGCUUGCCUUCACUUGCCAAAACCUCCUUCAAGAUUCAAGCUAGUGGUGUCAAGAAGAUCAAAACUGACAAACCUUUUGGAAUUGGAGGUGGUAUGGCACUAAGAGAUGGUAAAGACGCCUCAGGAAGGAAGCCAAGGGGGAAAGGUGUCUACCAAUUUGUUGACAAGUAUGGUGCUAAUGUUGAUGGUUACAGUCCCAUCUAUAAUGAGGAAGAAUGGGCUCCAAGCGGUGAUCGCUAUGCUGGUGGGACCACAGGGUUGUUGAUAUGGGCUGUUACUUUGGCUGGAAUUCUAGGAGGGGGUGCUCUUCUAGUUUAUAGCACAAGUGCUUUGGCACAGUAAAAUGUUUCGAGAGUGUUAAUGUAUCUAUUGUUUGGUGUAAUUUGGUCAAUGAAAUAGAAGCCUACAGGCAAAUAUGUACAAUAUACAUCAAAUCUAUAAUCUUGUUUGUCAUGCUUCUUCCCCAA